UAUUGAGAACUGUAAUGCUAGUUUUUAAUUCAUAUUCAUUAAUAGUAUUUGUAUUAUAUUGCCAUGUAAAGGCCCACAGUGUGAACUUCAAUUAUUUAGGAAGCAUUUGUUCAUGUGACUUCUCUUUUGUUCUUUCACGUUUUCAGAAUUUUUUAGGGACUAAUUAUGUACAUUUUAAUAACAUUACAAUGUUUUUUUUGAGCUCAGGCCAUAUUCUUUUUGCUGCAAUUGAUGCUGAUUCACUUCUUUCGCCAGCAAUGCUGUAAUCACCCAAGGUUUUUUGAUAACCAAAUGUUAUUUUCCCUCAGCAAUUUUUACCCAUCAGAUAACAGUCUGUGUUUUCAUUGGUCAGCAAUGUGAAUAAAAGCCUUAUUUCCAAAUCUGAGGGUCUCAUUGGAGUCAUAUUGAAGAAUGGUCAUGCUUUGUCUCUUGUCAUUCAUUGCCCUCUUGGGCACAACCUAUGGAUGUGGAAGGCCAGCCAUCCAGCCAGUACUCACUGGAUACUCUAGAAUUGUAAAUGGAGAGGAAGCUAUUCCAGGAUCCUGGCCAUGGCAGGUCUCUCUUCAGGACAGUACUGGAUUUCACUUCUGUGGCGGCUCCCUCAUCAGUGAUGAAUGGGUCAUAACUGCUGCUCACUGUAGUGUCAGGACUUCACAUAGAGUUGUUUUAGGUGAAUUUGACCAGCGUUCAUCUACUGAAAAUAUUCAAGUUAAAACCAUUGCCAAGGUUUUCAAGCACCCAAAAUACAGCCCUUUUACUAUAACAAAUGACAUUACGCUGAUUAAACUGGCCUCCCCUGUUGCUACAAGAGCAGAAGUGUCUCCUGUUUGUGUGGCAGAGGCUUCAGACGUUUUUGAAGGUGGUAUGAAGUGUGUCACCACAGGAUGGGGGCUGACAGAUUCCUCAGCAAGUCAAACCCCUGCUAGACUUCAACAGGUUGCUUUGCCUCUUCUCACUAAUGCUCAAUGCAAGAACUAUUGGGGUAACAGAAUCCAUGAUGUCAUGAUCUGCGCUGGAGCUGAUGGAGCAUCCUCCUGCAUGGGUGACUCUGGUGGACCUCUUGUGUGUCAGAAGAAUGGAAGCUGGACCUUGGUUGGAAUAGUAUCCUGGGGAAGCAGCACCUGCUCUCCAUCAUCUCCUGGAGUAUAUGCUCGGGUCACUGAACUCAGAAACUUUAUUGACCAGACAGUUGCUGCCAACUAAACAAGAGUUAUAGUAUUGCCAUUCUACAACUGAAUGUUUAACUUUAAAUAAACAUGUUAACUGCAGUCUACAUUCAUUUCUCUUGUUAUGAAAAUUAGAAAACAAAACAGGCAGGUACUCGUAUUUCCUCUGG
Messenger RNA from Hyla sarda, 1336 nucleotides. RefSeq names its product chymotrypsinogen B1 (gene CTRB1). Lineage: Eukaryota; Metazoa; Chordata; Amphibia; Anura; Hylidae. Gene Ontology annotation, molecular function: serine-type endopeptidase activity. The transcript is spliced from 7 exons. The record is from RefSeq and is a predicted model, not a curated record. Bases 412 to 1203 code for a protein of 263 amino acids. Gene Ontology annotation, biological process: proteolysis.